AUGACACUUGUAUUACCAGCUAUGAUUAAGACUCAACUUGUCAAGGACAUUGGUUAUGGACUUUUAAUUGGAACCGUCCCAGCUUUAUAUUUCAAACACAGAAUGAACCAAAACAUCAAGGCUCGUGAGGACUACUACGCUGCUUUGGACAAGGCACCAAUCAACGAUGAAGCCAUCUAA
Molecule: messenger RNA, 180 nt
Organism: Heterostelium album PN500
Lineage: Eukaryota; Evosea; Eumycetozoa; Acytosteliales; Acytosteliaceae
Gene: cxgE
Product: cytochrome c oxidase subunit VIIe
Exons: 1
Coding region: 1-180 (59 amino acids)
Source: RefSeq, a predicted model, not a curated record